UACCACAUAAGAUAAAGGUAUUGUGUCCACCUACAACUAAAAAAUAUAUUUUAAAAAGGAUAUUGUGUCUAUCUACAACUAAAAAUUUUUAAAAAACUAAACUAGUAAUGGUGACAAUGGAGGAAAGAUUUAGAGACCUGGUAGAACUGAUAUGCCUUUUAGAAAGCUAAGAGUAAGGAAUAAAGGAUAAUGUGGUUUUUCUAGUUUGGAAGACCGAGUAGGUCCUAAUGCCAUCAACUGAAUUAAGGAAUUAGGGACUACUUAAACAAAGUUUUAGCUAGUGGAAGAUAGGGAAAUAUGUAUAUUUCUAGCAAUAAAUUCUGUAGAAGAUCAGAAUAGAGAGCAAUGACCUAUUCUUUAUACUCUGUGUAGGAGGUGGGUGAAGGCAAUUCAGAGAGGAUGGGAAGCACAGGUCUAUUCUAGGGUAGAAAAGCCCCAGUGACACUAGACCUGAAAUGUAAAGGAACAGAUCACUUUGUUUUCCUGUUUUCAGAGUUUUCUACCUAGGAUGACUUCAGUAACUGAAUCAGACAUCAUAAAAGAUGACUCAAGCAAAGGAAAGAAUUCACCUUGGCUCUAGCCCAGAAAAAGGGGAAAGUUCUGAUGUCAGCUACCAGGAAGGACUUCAGUUGAGGUCCCUUCAUUUGUCCGUUCAAGAACAGUCUGUCCAUCAUCGAGACAGGAGACGAUCCUGGCGUCGAGCAAGUAUGAAUGAAAUAAACCGACGGAAGUCACUGCCUCCCUUCCAUCAGGGCAUCACAGAGCUCAGCAGGUCCAUCAGUGUUGACUUAGCAGAAAGCAAACGGCUUGGUGCUCUCCUGCUUUCAAGUUUUCAGUUCUCGGUACAGAAACUUGAACCUUUCCUAAGGAACACUAAAGGCUUCAGUCUUGAAAGUUUUAGAGCAAAAGCAUCUUCUCUUUCUGAGGAGUUAAAACAUUUUGCAGACAGACUGGAAAGUGAUGGAACUCUACAAAAAUGUUUUGAAGAUUCAAAAGAAAAAGCAUCAGAUUUGUCUCUGGAGAAGUCAGUGGCUGAGAUGAAGGAGUAUAUAACAAAAUUUUCUUUAGAAAGUCAGACUUGGGAUCAGCUUUUGCUGCGCUACCAGAAAGCGGUACUACCAGAAGCCAUGUCCAGAGAAUCAGCUGAAACCAAAAUUACUGAAGUCAAAGUAGAACCUACAACAUAUCUUGGGUCUUCUCAGAGUGAAGUUCUUAACACAAAACCUGACUAUCAGAAAAUAUUACAGAACCAAAACAAAGUAUUUGAUCAUAUGGAGCUGGUGAUGGAUGAGCUGCAAGGAUCAGUAAAACAGCUGCAAACAUUUAUGGACGAAAGUACCCAGUGCCUCCAGAAGGUGUCAGCACAGCUUGAGAAGAGAAGCAUGCAACAGUUAGAUACUUCACCUGCUCGAAAACUGCUUAAACUUCACCUACAGAAGCCGUCUACCACACAUUGCUCUGGAUCUUGUCAGUGAUCUUGCCCAGCUUUUUUACCAGAAGACACUCAAAGGAGAGGAUUGGGAAGAGUGCCCCAGCAUGUGGCAGCUGCACAGCAGUCUGAGCUGGACAGCUCUGUUGCUAUGGAGGAUAACUGGCUAGCUGACUCUAGAGAACUUUGACUUUUUUCUGAAUGAUAGAAUUCAUGCAUCCAAAAGAAAAUUAGAAACACAUUUUUUUCCAGGAAUAUGCAAAAUGUUUGAAACUUCCUUUUUGAAAUGGCCUUCAAAACCAGUGGCCCAUUCUUUUAAAUAUCCUUCAUAGUAUGAAGAUUUCAGCUUUUGAAACCAAAGUCUUUUAGGACCAAGUUUAAUGAAACAUUUUAGGGGCCAAGGUGGGUUCUGGUCAUAAAGGGGUCAGGUUGGUUUUCAAGGUGUGGCUAUGAAGGGGAUUUUAGAUAGAAGAGCAUUGAGCAUUGUUUCCAUCAUGGGGAUACAUACAUCACUUCACAAAAUGUCCAAUUUAAAGAAAAUACUACUCAUUUUUUAUGUCUUGAGUGCACUUUAGCUUUAAACAUUAAGUUGAUAUACUAAGCAUUGAAUUCAUGGCAAGAGGAACUAAGUGCUACUUUUAAUUUUUUUUUUUUUUUUCUGUGCUGGGGAUCAAACUCAGGGCUUCAUCCAUGCUAGGCAAGUGUGCUUUACCACCAAGCUGUACCCCCUCUUUCCCAGUAGUUCUUUGUAUUUAUGAAUAAACUAUAAAAUUAUAAAUAA
Ictidomys tridecemlineatus (thirteen-lined ground squirrel) is the source of this 2210-nucleotide messenger RNA. The record is from RefSeq and is a predicted model, not a curated record. NCBI's taxonomy places the organism in Eukaryota, Metazoa, Chordata, Mammalia, Rodentia, Sciuridae.